Messenger RNA from Phyllopteryx taeniolatus (common seadragon), 14348 nucleotides. RefSeq names its product dynein cytoplasmic 2 heavy chain 1 (gene dync2h1). The coding region runs from base 192 to 13106 and encodes 4304 amino acids. Gene Ontology annotation, cellular component: dynein complex. Gene Ontology annotation, molecular function: dynein intermediate chain binding; ATP binding; ATP hydrolysis activity. Gene Ontology annotation, biological process: microtubule-based movement. The transcript is spliced from 96 exons. The record is from RefSeq and is a predicted model, not a curated record. NCBI's taxonomy places the organism in Eukaryota, Metazoa, Chordata, Actinopteri, Syngnathiformes, Syngnathidae.
CGCGCAAGCGUAACCUCGGAAAAGCACGGGAGACAACUGCAACAGUUUCCUAUGCUUCCCUGUGCGGUUUGAGACCUAUUUUGGAGGGAAGAGAAGUAGUAUGUGGCUGAGCACGGGGAAAGUGUUGUAUUUCUCCAUGAGACAACGCCAUCAAAAGCUAAUCUGCUAACUACAUAUGUUACAUAUAGGAGAUGGCUCAGGAACCUAACGAUGCUCGUAAGAAGUUCAUUCUUAGCACUACGGGAAACUUCUAUGAGCUAAAGACACCAUCCCUUUUAAAUGACAGCCCAGAGCUCAACAACUUCUUGGAUGAUGGAAACCAGUUUGUCUUGUCUAUCACCAGACAAGAAAAUAAUCUUCGCCUAUCAAAUAAGAUCGACGCAUUGGACGGCGGCCGAGAGAAAGUGUUGGUGUUCUUCAAGCUCUAUCCCACAGUGAUCACAGAGGAGAACUUACACCAGAGCAUCCUUGUGUCGUCCAUGCUGGAAUCCCCUAUCACCUCUCUAUACCAGGCUGUGAGACAGGUCUUUGCCCCUGUGCUGCUCAAGGAUGAACGCUGGCAUUCAUCGUUUGAUCCAAAGCUUGCGGGUCUGCUCAGUGAGUUGGAGCUGGGUCUGGGCUCAGUGGUCCGCCAGUCUGGAGCACAACCUACUGACUUGAAGAAAGGACACUCGGAAGAAGAUGUUUUGGGUAUUCUUACGCCGAGUGAUGAGUUCCUGUAUUGGGCGGCCAUAUCUAAAUCUGCAAAGAAGACCAAUGUGAAAGAAAGGGCUACGUAUUUCACUGAGCAAUUUGAUAUUAUAGAGAAGGAAUAUUGUGGUCUUGAUGGUCUGUCUUUGUCCGAUGUUCUGGAUCUGGUGGACCAGAGCAGAGACACACUCGAUGGGGUCUGGCGGCAGCUUGAUUAUGAACCUUACCCAGAAACACGCAUGGUCCGACUGAUGGACGUUAUUGGCGGAGCCCUCGGACGAUACAUCCAGAAAAAGCUCAGUGACCUCAAGAUUUUUGAGCAGCCAGUUGUGUCCGUGAGGGAGAGAUGGAAGACAGGGGUAGCUAUCUGUGAGCAUUGGGUUGCAACUUGUGAGCAUCUGACUGGACAGGUCUGGAAGAGACAUGCUCCUCACCCUUGGAAGGGAAGCAAACACUGCCCACAAACCCUACAUUGCCUUGGCAAACGAUUGGAUGAGGUGGUGUCUCUGCGGGUUUUCCAUGAGAAGCUGCUGCAUUUGUUACCAGGAGGAAAGCAGCUGGCACUGACUUCAGAUUGUGUUUUUGAACCUUUUUCUGGCCUUAACCCUCUCCAGUACAACCCCUACACCGAGCCCCUUUGGAGGGCAGCAGUGGCUCAGUUUGAGCGCAUCAUGGCUCCUUCGGCGCGUGAGGUGGCUGGCAGACUAAAAAGCUACAUCGCAGAUGUACAAGACAGUCCACAACAGCUGUUGCAGGUGUUCCAAAAGCACAAGGAGUUAAUCAGGCGUCCUACCAUCAGAAAAGAGCUGCAGUCUGAGAGAGACACUCUAUUGGCCAGACUACUUGACUACAACAAGGGCUUAAAGACAGACUUUGAGAGUCGCUGUCAAGGAACUCCAGGAGAGAAGGCUGGCCCACUUAUGGGCAGAAACCUCUCUGAUGUGGUCAAUAAAAUUGUUUGGGUCCAACACUUCAUACACAAGGUGGAGGACUGUAUCCGCAUCGCUGAGGCUCUGCUGUCAGAUCUGUCAGGGUUCAGAGGGUUCGUGCAUUUCUGUGAUGACCUGCUAGAGGUUUUGAGAGCAUAUGAACAGGAACAGUUUAAUGACUGGUCGAGAGAUUUAUUGUCUAGUCUGUCUGAUCCCAAGUCAGGACUCAGUCUCCAGGCGAGUGAUCGAGUGAUGGAAUUGGACCACGCAGAUGGCAGGCUGAAGAUCCAUUACUCAGACAGAUUGGUCAGUCUGCUCAGGGAGGUCAGGCAGCUCUCUGCUCUGGGCUUUGCUAUUCCUGCUAAGAUCCAGCUGGCUGCUAAUACUGCAGACAAGUUCCACAGGCAGGCCAUUGUCCUCAAACAGGUGGCAAACUUUUACAACACCAUCGACCAGCAAAUGAUCCCUUCUCAGAGGCCAAUGAUGCUCACGCUUGCUUUGGCUUUUGAGCAAAUCAUAAAGAAUCCUCGCUCUCAGUCAAAAGAUACAGGUGGUAAACUGCACAUCACUUGGAACAAUCCUAAAGAGCUGGAAGUUUACAUCUCCAAGCUGCAGUCUGCCACAGAGAAGCUCUCCACUGAGAACAGGAAGCUACGUAAAUGGCACACAGAUUUCACAGACAAGGUUGUGACAAUAAUGAAUGUCGACUUGCUGAGACUUCAACAGAGGUGGAAAGAAGGCCUCCAGGAGCUCCGCACUGGCUUUGCCACUCUGGAGGCAAAGGGCUUUAGGGCUGAUGACAUGCAGGCAUGGCGGCAGCAUUGGAACCAUCAGCUAUACAAGGCCCUUGAACACCAGUACCAGACCGGACUGGAAGCUCUGAACAAGAACCUACCCGAAAUACACAUUGACCUCACUUUUAAACAGGGCCGGUUGCAGUUCCAACCACCAUUUGAGGAGGUACGAGCACGCUAUUACAGGGAGAUGAAGAGGUUCAUCUCCAUCCCGAACCAGUUCAAAGGUGUCAGCGCACCCGGGGAUCCAGUUAUCUUCGGUGCUAUGAUUGACAGGAAUGCCUCUGGGUUCCUCACCAUCUUCUGCAAGGCAGAGGACCUCUUCAGCCGCUUGCAGGCUAUUCAACACAAGUACAAGGAAUGGGUGGUGUUGGGCCAAGUGGAUUUGGAGAAGUUAUUACAGAAACAUCUGAAGUCCGUGCAGGAUUGGGAGAGAAAUUUCAAGGCCCUAAAAGCCAGAGGAAAAGAAUCAGAACGUCUGCCUAGCCAGGAGAAGGUUGACUGUGUCACAGUCAACUGUGAGCCACUUAAAGCUGCCAUCGAUGGGCUAAUCCAGAGGCUCUUUGACCUGCUGCUUAUGUCUCUUAGGAAGUCCAUACAAGGCCACACGCAGGCCAUAGACAGUUUUGUGUCGGAGUCAAUGGAGACCUUGUCCACACGACCAGAAAAUAUUGAAGCGAUUAGCGCUGCCAGUGGCAAAUAUAGCCAGAUAGUUGCCCAAAAACCUGAGAUCCUACCUCAGUUCAAGUCUGCGGAGGAGAAGAACCGUUUGCUGCGAGCAGUAUCAGGGGCAGGGCUGGACUCCCUCUCCUCCCUGAGGGCCAAAUGGGACAAACUGGAGCUUGUCAUGGAGAGCCAUCAGCUCAUGAUCAAAGAUCAGGUGGAGGUAAUGCGAAGUCACACGACAGAUCGCAUCAAUGCCUAUAGGGCAGAUCUGGAGCGGUUCAAGGCCCGCUGGGACCAGCUAAAGCCCAAAGAGGAGAUGCUUGAGUCUGGUGAUCAUGAUACCCUACUUGGGAGUCUUCAGACCAUCAGAGAUAAGCAGCAAGAGUUCCAGGAGUUAGAGUUAGUUCGCAGUAAACUAAUUGAGGAUUGUAUCUACUUCGACCUGGAGGUUUCAACUUUCCCUCUAGCUGAAGAGACAAAACAAGACAUAGAAGAGUAUAGCCAGAUGUGGGGUCUGUAUGAGGAGUGGCACCGAGGCUUUACCGAAAAAGCUCAGGAGGACUGGAUCUCAUUCAGGAGUAAGACCUAUCUGUUUGAGGAAUUCCUAUUUACAUGGCAGGACAAGCUUAAGAAGCUGGAACAACCUACAGCCAUUUCUGUUAAAUUGCAAGAAGAAGUGGAUAAAUAUAAGAGCAUUGUUCCAGUGCUGAAGUAUGUGCGUGGGGAACACCUGUCUCAAGACCACUGGCUGGACAUGUUCCGUUUGCUUGGUCUUCCGAGAGGGAUGACUUUAGAAAGACUCACCUUUGAUGACCUUCUUGUAGUGGCAGAUAACAUUAUUGCAAAGGCCAUGGAGCUUAAGGACCUGAACAGCCGUGCCCAGGCAGAAGUGACAAUUAGAGAAGCACUGAGAGAGUUGGAUUUGUGGGGAGCAUCAGCUACCUUUAACCUCACAGACUACACUGGCAGCAGUGGCCGCCCUCUCACCAUCAUCAAAGACUGGAAAGAUAUAGUCAGCCAGGUGGGAGAUAACCGCUGUCUGCUGCAGUCUCUGAAAGACUCUCCCUACUACCGCAACUUCCAGGACAAGGUCAGCUUGUGGGAGGUACGUCUGUCAGACCUGGAUGAAUACCUACUAAAUCUAAAUGCCAUCCAGAGAAGAUGGGUUUAUCUUGAGCCUAUCUUUGGACGGGGCGCAUUGCCCCGAGAGGAGGCCCGCUUCAAACGGGUUGAUGAAGACUUCAGGUCUAUAAUGUCAGACAUCCAGAGGGACAACAGAGUAAUUUCUCUGAGCUCAAGGGCUGGCAUGAGAAACUCCCUGGUGACCAUAAUGGACCAGCUGCAGCGCUGCCAAAAGUCACUCAAUGAGUUCCUGGAGGAGAAGCGCUCUGCCUUCCCACGAUUUUAUUUCAUAGGAGAUGAUGAUCUUUUAGAGAUUCUUGGUCAGGCCACCAACCCAACGGUCAUCCAGUCACACCUUAAGAAACUGUUUGCAGGCAUCCAUAGUGUUGUGCUUGAUGAGCAGUGCCAGCACAUUGUGGCCAUGUGUUCUUUGGACGGAGAGAUUGUUCCUCUCAGAAAUACUGUUCACAUCUCCAGCCUUGUGGAGGUGUGGUUAAAUGAUCUAUCUAAGGAAAUGAAGGUGACUUUGAGGGAAAUGCUACAUGAAUGUGUCACGGCAGGGAAAAAUGGUGAUGUCGACCCCUCACGUUAUCCCUCACAAAUUUUGUGUCUUGCAGAGCAAAUCCAGUUUACUGAAGAUGUGGAGCGAACGCUCAAGGAACACAAUUUACAGCAGCUUGAGUUGGAGCUCAAUGCCAAGCUGGAACACUACACCACUAUUGACACCAGCUCUGACGACCACACAAACACAGACACUGGUAUUCUGCAGCUGAAAUUGAAGGCCUUGAUCCUGGACAUUAUCCACAACAUCAGUGUGGUGAAGCAGUUGAAGCAAGCAGAAGUCAGCAGCCUUGAGGCCUGGGCCUGGCAGAAGCAACUUCGCUUCUACAUGGGACCUGACAAAUGCUGCCAUAUUCAUAUGGUGGAUGCACAGUUUAGCUACACCUACGAGUACCAGGGGAAUGCUGCGAAGCUGGUGCACACUCCACUGACUGAUAAAUGCUACCUGACUCUGACUCAGGCCAUGAAGAUGGGGCUUGGGGGGAACCCCUAUGGGCCAGCUGGAACAGGCAAGACUGAGUCUGUCAAAGCCCUGGGUGGGCUGUUUGGGCGCCAGGUGUUGGUGUUCAAUUGUGAUGAGGGUAUUGAUGUGAAAUCAAUGGGCCGCAUUUUUGUGGGCUUGGUGAAGUGUGGCGCAUGGGGCUGCUUUGAUGAGUUCAAUCGUUUGGAGGAGGCAGUGUUGUCUGCAGUUUCUAUGCAGAUUCAAGCCAUUCAAGACUCUCUUAAACAGCACAAGCACACAUGCGAACUGAUGGGGUGGGAGAUUGAAUUAGAUCCAAACUCGGGAGUGUUCAUCACAAUGAACCCAGCAGGUAAAGGUUACGGAGGUCGACAGAAACUUCCAGACAACCUAAAGCAGCUUUUCAGGCCCGUGGCCAUGAGCAGACCUGACAAUGAGCUGAUUGCUGAAGUCAUUUUGUACUCAGAGGGCUUCAAAAAUGGAGAAAUACUGGGUCGCAAACUGGUUGCAAUCUUUAACCUGGCCAGGGAGCUGUUGACCCCGCAACAGCACUACGACUGGGGUUUGCGUGCUUUGAAAACAGUGCUGAAGGCCUGUGGUAGUUUGCUGCAGCAACAGAGAAAGAGCCAUGACAAGGACAAGAUUCAAGAGAUCAAUCUGGUGGUCCAGGCAUUGCGACUGAACACUAUGUCCAAGCUGACGUUUGCUGAUAGCUCGCGUUUUGAUGCCUUGCUCAGAGACGUCUUCUCUGGGGUUAGUUUCACUGAUGUUGAGGACCUUUCCCUCACCGAGGCCCUGAAUCAGGUCUACAAAGAGAAUCGACUCGAGCCUAUACCCACUCAGCUCAAAAAGGCAUUGGAGCUGAAUGAGCAGCUCAGACAACGCAUGGGUGUGGUGAUCGUGGGACCAAGUGGAGCGGGGAAGUCUACUCUGUGGAGAAUGCUUCGGGCUGCUCUUAAUAAGACAGGCAAAGUGGUGAAGCUGUAUGCAGUAAACCCUAAGGCAAUGCCCAAACAGCAACUUCUGGGACAUAUUGACAUGGACACGAGAGAGUGGGCCGAUGGCGUCCUUACACAUAGCGCCAGAAAUGUGGUUAAAGAAUCCCAGGAUAUAAGCUCCUGGAUUGUGUGUGAUGGUGACAUUGAUCCAGAAUGGAUUGAGAGUCUAAAUUCUGUGCUCGAUGAUAAUCGCCUCUUGACAAUGCCAAGUGGAGAACGUAUCCAGUUCGGACCCAAUGUCAACUUCCUCUUUGAGACUCACGAUCUGAGCUGUGCCUCCCCAGCUACAAUAUCACGCAUGGGCAUGAUCUUUCUCAGCGAUGAGGACAUAGAUGUGGGCGCCUUGGUGAAAUCAUGGUUGUGGAAUCAGCCCGAGCAGUGUCGCUCUAAUUUAGAAAACUGGCUGGGAGAUUUCUUUCAACGAGCUCUGGACUGGGUCCUCAAACAGAAUGACUUUGUGGUGGAGACCAGUCUGGUGGGCACAGUACUCAAUGGUCUGUCUCACCUUAGUGCUGUGACAGAGAGGGGUCAGUUCAUCGUUAGUCUUCUCAGAGGUUUAGGAGGAAACCUCAACCUCAAAACAAGACAAGAGUUUGCCAAAGGGCUGCUAAGCUGGGCUGGAGAAACCCCACCAAACACCAGGAAGCCACUAGAUACCUACUAUGACACUGACAGAGGCCACCUUGCAGCUUAUACAUUGCAGCGGCCUGACAGUCUCAGGCUGGAGCAGCUCUCUCAUUCACAUUCACUGCCUGUUAUUGAGACUGCAGAUAUGCAGAGGGCACUGCAGUGCUUCUCCCCAUGGCUGACCGCUCAACGCAGGCAACCUUUAAUGUUGGUGGGACCAGAGGGCUGUGGGAAAGGAAUGCUCCUGCGCUUUGCCUUCUCACGGCUACGCUCCACACAAGUGGCGGUGGUCCAUUGUAGUGCCCAGACCUCAUCUCACCACGUCCUCCAGAAGCUCAGUCAGACUUGCCUGCUGCUCAGCUCCAACACCGGUCGAGUCUUCAGACCCAAGGACUGUGAGAACUUGGUCCUCUACCUAAAAGACAUCAACCUACCCAAACCUGACAAAUGGGGGACAAGCAACCUCACAGCAUUUUUGCAACAGGUUUUGACAUAUAAAGGAUUCUAUGAUGAAAAUCUGGAGUGGGUGAGCCUGGAGAACAUUCAGGUGGUGGCCUCAAUGUCAACAGGUGGUGCUGUAGGGAGUCAUUCGCUAACAUCCCGCUUUUCAUCGAUAGUUCGCAUCUGCACCAUUGACUAUCCAGACCGGGAGCAGCUGCAGACUAUCUACUCAGCGUACCUGCAGCCAAUUCUCCAACACAGUCUGGGUAGCCAAGCAUCGUGGGCCAGCACAGGGAAAACACACCAGCUGGCUGGUUCGCUGGUGCAGCUCUAUGAACAGGUGAAAGCCAAGUUUACAGUGGAUGAUCAUAGUCACUACCUGUUUACCCCGUGCAUCCUCACAGAAUGGGUCCUAAGCUUGUUACGAUAUGACCUCACUGCAGCUCAGUCAGAUGUGACGGACAGUGUGCUGGUGGUGGUAGCAUACGAGGCGAGAAGGCUUUUCAGAGACCGGCUAGUUUUCUCCAAAGAUCUUCACACCUUUGAUAAUAUCCUCUCCUCCAUCAUCCGUGUGGACUGGAGCUCUGACGCUCUUGAAAACAUGAAUGAUGGUUUCUAUGUAACGUGGGGAGCAUCUGAGGGGGCUGUAAUGACUCCGGGCCAGUCUCUGCCUCCACAUGGUAAACAACUGGGAUGCCUGCAUUCUUCUGACCUCAAGCAAGUCAUUCAGAAGGGACUAGUGCUGUACAGUCGUGAUAACAGAGAGCUGGACCUCCUCCUUUUCUGGGAAGUGUGCGACUUUGUGUCCAGGCUCGAUCGCGUGCUGAGCCGGCCCGGUGGCUCGCUGCUCCUGGCGGGUCGAAGUGGAGUCGGGCGGCACACAGCCACAUUUCUGGUGUCACACAUGCAUGGAUACCCUGUGUUUACGCCAAAGAUCUCUCGUGGCUAUUCCUUGAAGCAUUUUAAGAAUGAUCUCAAGACGGUGAUGCAGUUGGCUGGACUAGAAGCACAGCAGGUUGUCUUCCUGUUGGAGGACUAUCAGUUUGUCCAGCCUGCUUUCCUCGAGAUGGUCAACAGCCUGCUCUCGUCUGGUGAGGUUCCUGGACUAUACACCCCAGAAGAGUUGGAGCCUCUUCUCUCUUCCCUCAAAGAUUCUGCUUCCCAGGACGGAUUUACUGGACCCUUAUACAACUAUUUCUCCUUCAGAAUCCAGCAGAAUCUCCACAUUGUUCUAAUCAUGGACUGUUCAAACCCAAACUUCACCAUCAGCUGUGAGAGCAAUCCAGCUUUUUACCGCAAGUGUUCUGUCCAGUGGAUGGAAGGAUGGUCUGAAAGCAGCAUGAAGAAGAUUCCUGAGCUGUUGCUUGCCAAGGCAAGCAGUGAUGAGGAGAGGAAUGAAGGUGAAAAGAAAGCAAGGAAAGAAACUGGACAGGAAGAUGUGAGCCGUCUGUUCCUGAUGGUCCAUGAGUCAUGUCGAGAACAUGGUGCAACACCCAGCCAGUAUAUGGCCUUUCUACACCUUUACAAUGCAAUCUAUAGCCGGAAACAGAUGCAGCUCACAACGAGACAACAGCAUCUGCAGGCUGGUGUGUCUAAGCUUAAUGAAGCCAAGGCACUGGUUGAUGAGUUGAAGAGACGGGCUGCAGAGCAGAGUGUACUGUUGAAGACUAAGCAACAGGAGGCUGAUUCUGCCCUGCAGGAAAUCACCACAUCCAUGCAGAAUGCCAGCGACCAGAAGGCGGAGAUGGAAAAGAUUCAAGCAAGAAUGGCUCAAGAAGUGUCCAAGAUAGAAGAGCGAAAAGCCAAAAUUGAUGAUGAACUGAAGGAAGUAAAGCCUUUGGUGGAUGAGGCGAAGCAAGCAGUGGGAAACAUCAAGCCUGAAGCUCUGUCUGAGAUCCGCUCUCUCCGCAUGCCACCUGAUGUCAUCAGGGACAUCCUGGAGGGGGUCCUGAGACUGAUGGGUACCUUCGACACCUCCUGGGUUAGCAUGAAGAGCUUCCUGGCUAAGCGUGGCGUGAGGGAGGACAUAGUUACAUUCGAGGUCAGGAACAUCACCCCCGAGAUUCGUCAGAGUGUGGAAGAGCUGCUUUACAGGAAUAAGGCGUCCUUUGACCCCAAGAAUGCAAAACGUGCAAGUGCAGCAGCCGCCCCCCUGGCUGCCUGGGUCAAAGCCAAUGUCCAGUACUCCCAUGUCCUACAGAGGAUAGAGCCUCUUGAGCGAGAGCAGGCUGGACUAAAGGACAACCUGAGGAAAACGGAAAGUCGAAAGAAUAAGCUUGAGAGCCUGCUCAACUCUGUGGGAGACAAGGUUAAUGAACUCAAAGAGAAGUUUCAGUGUCACACUGCAGAGGCAGCAAAGCUGGAGGCUGAGGUGACAAAAGCUCAGGACACAAUCAAUGCUGCCCAGCAACUGAUUUCCCAACUGGACGGAGAACAUAAGCGGUGGAAUACACAGAUGUUGGAGAUAAAGAAUGAGUUAGAUACACUCCCUGUGAGGGCGAUGCUUGCUGCAGCAUUCAUCACAUAUUUGUCUGCAGCUCCUGAAGAUCGUCGUAGACAUUGUCUGGAAACCUGGAUGGCUCAAUCUGGACUGCAAAAGUUUAACUUCAGGUCAUUCCUGUCCUUGGAAAGUGAACAGUUGAUUUGGAAGAGUCAAGGGCUGCCGUCUGAUGACCUCUCCAUGGAGAACGCUAUUGUCAUACUACAGAUCAAUGAACUUAAGUUACGGAGUGUUGCUUGUCCUUUUCUCAUCGACCCUUCCUCCCGAGCCACAGAGUGGCUCUGCACACAUCUCAAACAAAACCGACUUGAGGUUAUCAACCAACAGGACAGUAACUUCAUGACAGCCCUGGAACUGGCAGUCAGAUUUGGAAAAACUCUCAUCAUUCAAGAAAUGGAUGGAGUGGAACCUGUACUCUACCCACUGUUGAGGAGGGAUCUCAUCGCACAAGGCCCGAGAUACGUUGUACAGAUCGGAGACAAGGUUAUUGAUUACAAUGAGGACUUCCGGCUCUUCCUGGCAACACGUAAUCCUGCUCCCUUCAUCCCUCCUGAUGCUGUUUCUGUGGUUACGGAGGUCAACUUUACCACCACAAAGGCAGGCCUGCAAGGACAGCUUCUGGCGUUGACCAUACAACAUGAGAAACCAGAAUUAGAGACGGAGAAAACAAGACUACUACAACAAGAGGAAGACAAGAAGAUUCAGCUUGCGCUAUUAGAAGAAUCACUGUUGGAGACCCUGGCUACAUCACAGGGGAAUAUUUUGGAGAACCGAGAGCUUAUAGACAGUCUGAACCAGGCCAAAGCAAGCAGUGCUCUCAUCCAGGAGUCACUACUGGAAUCACACCGUCUGCAAGCAUCUCUGGACCAGGAACGGGAUGCCUACUUGCCUCUUGCAGAGAGUGCCAGCAAGAUGUAUUUUGUCAUCACGGACCUGUCGAAGAUUGACAACAUGUACCGCUUCAGCCUUGCUUCAUUUUUACGCCUCUUCCAAAGGGCUCUUCAGGCCAAGAAGGAAGCUGAGGAUACUGAAGCGAGGAUCGCUUCAUUGGAAGCAAGCUUGAAGAGUAUGGUGUAUGAGUAUGUUUGCCGCUCACUUUUCAAGGCUCACCAGUUAAUGUUUGCGAUACACUUUGCCAAAGGCAUAUACCCUGAACUCUUCCAGGACAAUGAAUGGGAGGUCUUCAUUGGCUCCAUUGUCAGUGAAAUGUUCAAACAAGAGGAGUUCCCAUCUUGGAUCGAUCAGGAGAGACACAGAUCAUUAGCAGUUUACAAGGCUACAUUCACAGCCCUCUAUCAGUCCCUGUGUUUGAGUGACUCAGACCUUUGGCUGUCCUUCGCACGGAGCUCAGACUGCGAACAUGAAAUUCCAUCCUCCAUUGCCAAGAAAAUUACUCCCUUCCAGCAGCUGUUAUUGGUUCAGGCAGUCAGACCAGAUCGUCUGCAGAGUGCCAUGACAGCAUUUGCCUCCCAGGCAUUGGGUAUGAAGGAUCUCUCCCCUCCUCCUCUGAAUCUGCGGCGUAUUUAUGCUGAGACAUUGGAGUGGGAACCAGUGCUGAUCAUCACCUCUCCUGGGGCCGACCCCUCCCAGGAGCUUGCAGAACUCGCCACAGACACUGUGGGUCGGGAUCAGUAUCAUGAGAUCUCGAUGGGUCAGGGACAAGCUGACGUGGCCUUGGCCACACUCAGAGAAUGUUCCCGAAACGGAGAGUGGCUUUGCUUGAAAAACCUUCAUCUUGUCACAGCAUGGUUACCUCUGCUAGAAAAAGAGCUAAAUGUGCUUCGUCCCAAAGAAGGCUUCCGUCUCUGGUUGACAUCGGAGCUUCACCCCCGAUUUCCUCCCAUACUGCUGCAGUCCAGCCUCAAAAUCACUUAUGAGGAUCCCCCUGGGCUGAAGAGGAACUUGUUGAGAACCUAUGAGUCCUGGACACCGGAACAGAUCAGUAAAGGCGGUAUUCUGGCCCGAGCCCAGUCUCUCUUCUGUCUAGCCUGGUUCCAUGCUGUCUGCCAAGAGAGACGUAACUACAUACCUCAGGGUUGGACUAAGUUCUAUGAGUUUUCUUUAUCAGACCUGCGUGCUGGCUUUGAAAUCAUCGACAGACUUUUUGAAGGUGGUAAGCCUUUUCAGUGGGAGUUUGUCCAUGGCCUGUUGGCGAGUGCCAUCUAUGGCGGACGCAUUGACAACCCAUCUGACCUCCGCAUCUUGCGCUCUUACCUGGAGCAAUUCUUCUCUGCACGACUCUUCUCCUCCCUCUCAGCCGGAAAGAGCAAAGGAGCACGCUUCCUUCCGCCUCAGAUCAGCCUUCCAAAUUCUUGCUCUAUCUUGGACUACCGUGGAGUUGUGGAGAAUCUCCCAGAGGAUGACAGGCCUGCAUUCUUUGGUCUGCCUGCUAACAUAGAAAGGACCUCCCAGAGAAUUAUCAGCUCCCAGGUGAUUUCCCAACUUCGUGUGAUGAGCCGCUCAGUGGCAACAGGGUCAAAGUUUGACAGGGAGCUCUGGUCUAAUGGACUUUCACCCAUCCUCAACUUGUGGAAGAAACUCAACAAGGGUUCUGCACUGAUCCAACUGAAGGUCACGCCACCUACAGAUCAACAUGCGUCCCCAGUACUGUCAUUCAUUGUGCUGGAGCAGUUCAACGCCGUUCGUUUGGUUCAGAGUAUCCACCAAUCCCUCGCUGCCUUGAGCAAGGUGAUUAGAGGGACUGAGCUUCUCACUCCCAAGGUCCAAAAACUGGCAACUGCUUUGCUCAAUCAGGAGUGUCCUUUGACAUGGCAAAAUAUGUGGGAGGGACCUGAAGAGCCAAUGCAGUACCUGGGAGCUGUCAUAAUGCGUGCCCUCGCCUUACAGAGUUGGGUGGAACGUGCAGGCAAACAAGCUCUUCUGUCGGACACCAUGGAUCUCUCUGAGCUCUUCCACGCCGAUACCUUCCUCAAUGCUCUGCGGCAGGAGACUGCCAGAUCUUUAGGUUGUUCUAUAGAUAGUUUGGUAUUUGCAUCGUCAUGGAGGAGUCCCAUUGUUGGAGCCAAACUUCAAGCCAAGGUGGGAGGUCUCCUGCUGGAGGGUUGUAAUUUUGAUGGUGUCCAUCUUUGUGAAAACCAGCAUGACUCUCCCAGUGUGUCAGCAGUGCCGCUCUGCUACAUGGCCUGGGUUCAUCAGAAUUCUACUGCUGACCACGCUGCUUCCGAGGAGAGCAUCUGGCUGCCGCUGUAUAGCAGCUCCGAGAGGGUGAAGGUGGUCACGCACAUCAGUGUGCCCUGCAGAAGCAACCCCAGCCAGUGGAUACAGACUGGCGCAGCCCUCUUUCUUAAACAACAAUGAUAGGACAUGUGGUAGAAUGUGUUUUCUAAUUGUAUUUAUUCUAUUAAAAAAUAAAGAUGUAAUGCUAUUUGCUGGUUGUUUUCAACUGUGUUGUAGCUGUUUGUGCAUUUUAGGAGCCAUUUUACAACACCACUUUUAACUGCAAUUUUAUAAUUUUGGCCUAUUUCUUAAUGACAUUGGCACAUCCAUCCAUUUUAUAUGCCGCUUAUCCUCAGGGAGCCUUAAAUUACAAAGUUCUUUCAGUGAAGAUGGUUUAGAAGACAAUGUUAUUGUUUCCACGUAAACACUGAAAAUGGUUGUCUGUGAAUACCAUGUUCCAAAAUACCAUGUCAAAACAAUGGUGGACCAAAGCGCAUUUGUGCUUAUAACGCUCUCCAGAAAAGUGUUAUUUACCUCGCCACUCCUGUCUCACUAUUUACAUUUGUGAAAGAGCAAAUGUGUUUCACUGCACGUGUGUUUGCGUGCUGGGCUGACAGACUAUGUAAACAAUGUACAUCAUGGUACCUCAUGGCUCCCGUAUAUUUUUUCCUGUAAUCAUCUUUUCGACUGUGUUAUACAGUUGUGCAAAUGUUUGUGAUUGUGUAUGAAUGUACUUCUGUGUGCAGGCUUGUGCUGUGAGCAAGACGUGGGUAUUGUGUGUGCACUGCUGUGUAACAAAAUGGGAAUGUUACGGAACGACAGGUAGGAAAAAGGGAGAGAAUUGGAUUUUGGCACAAAGAGCAAGCGGGAAAGAGGCAGUGACACAGGGCGGUGCUGCUGGCAGUGAGGAGACAGAAAGUAUGGGGAAAUCAUUGAGAAGUAGUUAAAUAGGAAGGAAAGAGAUGACUGAAAAUGGGUGGAGAGCCAAAGUAUAAAGGAAAGAUGGAUAGAGAGGGUCAGAGCAAGGAAUAAGCAACUAAUGGAAAGUAGCAGGAGAACAGAGUGAAGCAACCGUUGAAAGAAUUUUAAGUCAAGUCAAGUUGACUUGUGUUUAAAAACUCAACUUUUCUUCAUUUGUGUCGAAAAAUUGGCUAACUUUUAAUUCUCUCCGGUUUAUCUUUUUAUGCAAAAUGGGAGAAGUAACUGCAUUAAUGGAUUUUUAGUUGUUGCACAUUGUCAAACAAAUUUAAUCUGCUAUGGACAUACAAAUUUUCAUUGUAGUGAGUCACUGAAUAAUGUUUUUCUUAUGAAAUUUAUUUUGUUUUACUUUGCCAAACUGGGCUGGUUUGCAGUACAUAUAUAAAGUGUUCCCUGCUAUAUCGA